Molecule: messenger RNA, 650 nt
Organism: Sabethes cyaneus
Lineage: Eukaryota; Metazoa; Arthropoda; Insecta; Diptera; Culicidae
Product: succinate dehydrogenase assembly factor 2, mitochondrial-like
Exons: 3
Coding region: 91-558 (155 amino acids)
Biological process (GO): mitochondrial respiratory chain complex II assembly; tricarboxylic acid cycle; protein-FAD linkage
Cellular component (GO): mitochondrion
Source: RefSeq, a predicted model, not a curated record
GUUUGUUUACGUAACUAUUUUGAUUGUUGCGAAUAAAAGAUUCCGUAGAACUCUGUGAAUAGAACCGGCAGAAUUGUUGUUUGUGCAAAGAUGUUUCUUUCUUUGCAUAUUUCCAAGGCCGCGUGUACACCGGCUUUUCGUUUAAUUAGCACUGGUCGCUUAAUGUCCGUGCCUUCUGAUGAUGGUAGAGGCAAACCACCGAUGAUUGAUUUAGAAGAUAAAUCAAUACCUAUUCCCGUCUAUAAAGAAAAGCAGAACGAGCCAUUGCACCUUCAAAAGUCCAGACUUCUGUAUCAAUCACGCAAACGUGGUAUGCUUGAAAACGGAUUGCUUCUGAGUACAUUUGCAGCUAAACAUCUAGAUGCCAUGAACGCUCAGCAAACGAAGUUGUAUGACAGUCUUAUUAACACACCUAGCAACGAUUGGGACAUUUUCUAUUGGGCUACUGGAGUCAAACCAACUCCACCGGAGUACGACAACGAAAUUAUGACGAAACUCAAGGAGCACGUAAAAAAUAGUGAUCGUGAGCAAAGGUUUCAUCAACCAAAUUUAAACUAGAAUAAAUUACAAACAAAAUUGUGUUGUAAAAAAUGAUAAUACAUUAUGUUUAAUCUUACUGUUGAAAUAUAUAUUUAAAAAUGUCAUCAACA